CGAACUAAAAUACACAGACACGAAGCACGAAGGGAGUAAAAGCACCCAAAGUCACUUAGCCAAAUUAAAAGAACGCUUCCUUUGGAAAACACAGUGUUCGGUGCUUUUCGAUGCCGGCGCGAUAGACGCUUUCGCCCUUUUUAAAUAAUAUAAUCAUCGUAAUGAUAAUUUUUUUUUACAACUCGGGCCGCCAAAAAAUUUUCGUUCUGUGCUGACGAUUUGUGUGCGUGUUUCGGCGACUGCGGAAGUUCCGCUGAUGGGGCGACCCUAACCGCGUCCUCCCCCCUCCGGCUACCACCGGGUACCCUGUUAAUUAAUUCGUCGACCUCGGCCUCGGCCUCCAUCGUCUCGUUCGCUCCAAAGGUGCUCGAAUAUGAUUUUUAUUUACCGCCGCAGAAAAAAAUUCUUCUAAUCGUUAUCGAUCUACGCCGCCUUUACUUCGAUUGCAGCAAAAUGCCUACUGACAUUUUCAACUCGUCGUCGUGAAUUUCGCAAAAAAAAUUUCCCUCCUUGACCCACGCAUUAAAUUUUCCUUCUCGACACGUUUCUUUUUAUUACUCAUUUUCUUUUUUUAUAUCCAUUUUUUUUUUCGUUCGUUAGUCAAAUACCUACUUUGAAGAAAAAAAACAAAGAAAACCAAACAAAGAUGUCCGCUUUGUUACAACAACAACAACAGCACCAACAGCAACAAAACUGCUCUCCAUCCUCCGCUCUGCUUGCUCAUCUAAGACAUCAUUUGCAUACGGAAAUUACCGCCAAUAACAAUACCGCAGCAGGAGUACCACCUCAUCAGCAUUCCCCCCAUCCGAAUGAUGUGCUUUUGACGUUAUUAGCAAGAAAUAAAAAUCUAGAAGCCAGUAUCCCGAAGUGCGGAGGCUGUCAAGAAUUCAUCCUAGACCGGUUCAUAUUAAAAGUACAAGAAAGAACGUGGCACGCCAGCUGUCUGAAGUGCCACGAGUGUGGCCUACAACUUUCAGACAAGUGUUUCGCCAAAAACGGAAUGUUAUUUUGCAAAGAUGACUUCUUCAAGAGGUUUGGCACGAAGUGCGCUGGCUGUGACUUGGGUAUACCUCCGACUCAGGUGGUUCGAAGAGCUCAAGAUUUCGUUUACCACUUGCAAUGUUUCGCGUGUAUUAUUUGUGGCAGACAGCUGAAUACUGGCGAUGAAUUUUACCUUAUGGAAGAUCGUAAAUUAGUAUGUAAACCAGAUUACGAAGCGGUUAAAGCUAAAGAAGGAAAUUGUUUAGACGCUGAUCAACCAAAUAAAAGGCCUAGAACUACCAUAACAGCGAAACAACUGGAAACUUUAAAAAUGGCUUAUAAUAAUAGUCCUAAACCUGCCAGACAUGUCAGAGAACAGCUUAGUCAAGAUACAGGCCUAGAUAUGCGAGUAGUACAAGUCUGGUUUCAAAAUAGACGAGCCAAAGAAAAAAGACUGAAAAAAGACGCCGGCAGGACACGAUGGAGUCAGUAUUUCCGCUCAAUGAAAGCCGGUGGAGUUUCUCCUUCGGUUCAUCAUCACGAUAAAGACGAUCUCAAAGUCGAUUUAGAUUCUAAUUUCAGCCAUUCGCACGACUUAGAAAGUAACGAUAGUUACGGCACAUUGACAUUAGACGAAAGUACACCGCCGCACGGAGGUAGAUUUAUGCACGGUGGUUCGGGAUCAUCGCCUACUUAUUUAUCUUCACCGACGCAUCCGAUCCCGUACGGAAGUACGAGCGAUUCCUAUUCUAGUCUAGGUGUUGGGCACACGGCACCAUCGGAUAUAAGCGACGGUAGCAGUACUCACGGAUACCCGGAUUUUCCACCUAGUCCUGACUCCUGGCUGGGAGACACGCCGACCUCACAUCGUUACUAAUAUGUUGCUAGUCAAUCAUUUUCGCCCUCCCUUCUAUAUUCCACGGUUGAUGAUACUAAUUAUAAACUUUUCAUUGUUAUUGUAUCUGUUUUCUUUUUUUUUUCUUUUCUAUAAUUUUAAAUCAUUACGUUAUUAUUGUGUCGAUUCAUUUGUGACGAACUUUUCGAAUAAUGUGUACGAUAUUGUACUAUGUAUUUUUUUUUCUAUAGUGGAAAAAAAAUUAUAGAGAAUAAUGUAAUUUAAGUUUACCUUAAAAAAGGACGUGGGAAUAAAAAUUUAUUUCCAUUUGUUCGUA
This is a messenger RNA of Planococcus citri (citrus mealybug), 2153 nucleotides long. It is a transcript of the gene Lim3, whose product is annotated as Lim3. The record is from RefSeq and is a predicted model, not a curated record. Gene Ontology annotation, biological process: neuron differentiation; regulation of transcription by RNA polymerase II. Gene Ontology annotation, molecular function: RNA polymerase II transcription regulatory region sequence-specific DNA binding; DNA-binding transcription factor activity, RNA polymerase II-specific; zinc ion binding. Bases 647 to 1858 code for a protein of 403 amino acids. The transcript has 7 exons. Lineage: Eukaryota; Metazoa; Arthropoda; Insecta; Hemiptera; Pseudococcidae. Gene Ontology annotation, cellular component: nucleus.